Molecule: messenger RNA, 900 nt
Organism: Lachancea lanzarotensis
Lineage: Eukaryota; Fungi; Ascomycota; Saccharomycetes; Saccharomycetales; Saccharomycetaceae
Gene: PPA2
Product: LALA0S06e05314g1_1
Exons: 1
Coding region: 1-900 (299 amino acids)
Biological process (GO): phosphate-containing compound metabolic process
Cellular component (GO): nucleus; cytoplasm
Molecular function (GO): inorganic diphosphate phosphatase activity; magnesium ion binding
Source: RefSeq, a predicted model, not a curated record
AUGCUCAGAGCAUCGAUUUCGGGGCCUCUCAGAAGGCUGCUUAUGACCAAGUCUCACUUGGAGACCCCCUUUUACGGCUCUGUUGUUCAAGGAAGCAAGUUUACCCCGGACUAUGCACAAUAUCUGAAGAUGCCUAAUGGAGAGGUGGGAUCUUACUUCCACGAUGUGCCAUUAGAACUAGACCACAAUGCUCGAACUGUGAACAUGAUAAUAGAGGUUUCCCGGUGGUCUAAUGCCAAGUUUGAGAUUUCGCGAGAGCGGCCUUUCAAUCCAAUUGUACAAGAUAACAAAAACGGCAAAGUCAGGUUUAUAGACAACGUGUUUCCAACUCACGGAUUUAUCCACAAUUACGGUGCAAUCCCACAGACUUGGGAGGAUCCGACGGUGUCAAGUUCUCAUGAGGGUGUAGCUGGAAUCAAAGGUGACAACGAUCCACUAGACUGUUGCGAAAUCGGGUCUGCCAUUCUUUCCAUGGGGGACGUGAAAAAAGUGAAGGUCUUGGGAUCCUUGGCCAUGAUCGAUCAAGGAGAGUUGGACUGGAAAAUCGUCGUAAUCGACGUGGCUGAUCCAUUGGCCUCAAAAGUAAACAAUCUGGGAGAUGUGGAAAACUAUUUUCCAAAGCUGUUGGAGGCUACACGUUCCUGGUUUCGAAACUACAAAAUACCCGCUGGUAAAGCAGCCAAUGAGUUUGCAUUCAAUGGUCAGUAUAGGGACGUCUCUGAGACUUUGGUUGUUAUAGAAGAAUGUCACGAUUCGUGGAGACACUUACUACGCGAUUCAGAGACCAACGAAGAUCUUCCUCAGGUCAGAAGAGCCGGUGCAGGCGUAGUUUACGAAGCUCAAGAGCUUCCGGAUGCUCCUAUACCACCCGCAGUGGGAAAAUGGCACUAUAUAAAAUAA